Messenger RNA from Trichogramma pretiosum, 872 nucleotides. RefSeq names its product keratinocyte-associated protein 2. The coding region runs from base 416 to 817 and encodes 133 amino acids. The record is from RefSeq and is a predicted model, not a curated record. NCBI's taxonomy places the organism in Eukaryota, Metazoa, Arthropoda, Insecta, Hymenoptera, Trichogrammatidae. The transcript is spliced from 3 exons.
GUACAAAUUGCCUCUUGAGUUUCGGUACUUUUAAAAUUACCAAUAUCAAUAUUAAUGAAUAUCUGCAGUGCACGAACCUAUCGACCAAGUUCGCGUUUAUCCGUAGUCAGUACGUAUUCAAGUCUUAUUCACAAGCUGCACUACCUCGAGAGCUUGCGAUGCAUUCGAGACAGAAGCCCGCCUGGCGAUUGAUAACCCAGUGCCCUGCGCGCUCUUGUUUACUGCUGCAGAAUAGUUUGUGUAGAUACCGACUCGCUGUGUUUAUCGACGCAGAUAAACACCCGCCGACUGACAGGACAUCCUUUUUCUUAUGUUUUACAGCGAUUAAUUUUAUAACUGCCGUAAGAUCACGUUUGGUUCGUAGUGCGACGUAUUGACUUUCUUCCUAAAGCCCUUGGAAUCCAUAAGCACAGAAAUGGCGGUUGACACUAAAGUUUCACUCGUCUUAUCAAGCAUCGUGACAUUGUUGCUCUUCUCUGGAAUGCAAAUAUAUAAACCUUGGCUCAUAUCUACAAAACUGCAUGUUGUUAUAGCAGGAUAUAUUGGGUCAAUGGUGUUUUUGUUUUCACUCACUGCUUUAGGAAAUUUAGAAACGAUCCUGUUUGGAAGAUCAUUCCAAGUAAAAUUUAUCCCUGAAGUUUUCACUGCACUGGUUUUUGCUUUAAUAUCAGCUGGGCUAGUGCAUCGUGUUGCAACUACAGUCUGUUUCUUUUUCUCAAUGAUGACUCUAUAUUUUCUCAAUAGAAUUUCUCAAGAAACAUAUUCAUCGACUGCACAUCCACCAACUGCUAAUAUUCAAAUGAAGAAAAAGAAAUAAACCUGUGAUUUAAGUAUAAUUGAUAAAUGUAAUAAGGAGAAUAAAUUUUUUACCA